Molecule: messenger RNA, 5929 nt
Organism: Gasterosteus aculeatus aculeatus (three-spined stickleback)
Lineage: Eukaryota; Metazoa; Chordata; Actinopteri; Perciformes; Gasterosteidae
Source: RefSeq, a predicted model, not a curated record
CUUAAGGUACACUACUAAUUUGAGCACCACAGCCACAAGUAAAGAGGAAAAAGAGUGAACCUGUAAAUAUACAGUCUUUGGAUCGGUGUAGGUAAAAUAUCAAUGUCUGGAUUUUCUGCCCUCUGCCUGGAAUUCUGGAACUUCUGGGAAAUCCACAGGUCUUUUACAUCUCGGGAACUAUUGUUCAAACCUGGACAUCAGGAAAUUUGCCUCUUUGGAAAUUUGUGACAAUCUAUUCUCGCCUCUUGCAUCUUGGCUCCGAACAACAGAAUCACAGUGAGGUCUUUUAAAACGAUUUUUCUGGAAUACUGGGUUUAUUUCAUGAUCUUUGGUAACUUCACCCACUCGGAAUCAUUGUGGGACCUAAUCUGAAACUGGAUCCCUUUUGCCUCCAAAGUCUGUCUUUGACUGAUUUUGGAAUACUGGGCACAAACCUUCAACUUCUUGUAGAAUUUUGAAUCUUGUAGAAUUGCACACUAAUCUGUGACACUUGGGCCUCAAUUAUUCUGAAGUAAGUUUUCCAUUAUUUCCUCAAAGUCUCUCAAUGGCUCAGUCAGGAUCCUGCCCUAACCCAGACUUCUCAUACGGCACUAUUGUCUACGCCCCUCUAGGUAUUUGUUCAGACCUGGAUACCCAGAGAGGAAGAGAGGAUGAGGAUGGAGACGAGGAUGAUGAGGUGGAAAUAGCCGAGGAAGUAGGGGAGGAGGUUCUGAUGAUGACCGAAUCAGAAGUGGGGCAAUCUAAAGUAGACAGCAGAGAACCAAGUGAAAGGGGGGAAGUCAAGAUUAUCCAAGGGGGGCUGUUAAUAAAUGAAGUGAUAAAAGAGGAGGAGGAAGGAGGAAAUGGGGAGGCAGGAGUGGAAGUGGAGGAUGAAGAGCACAACAUUAUAGAAGAAGAGACAAGAGAAACCGAAGCUGAGGAAAAGGGCAUAAAGACCAUGCUUGAACAUCCCUGUCACUUUUCUGGAUUGAUUAAGGUUGAGAAACUUCAAGAGCAGGUAUUAAGCAGCAACAAGGAAGAGGAAGGAGACAAGGAAGAUGAAGAAAACAAAUCAAAAGCAGGAAUAACAAGUUUGGAAACACAGGUAAGGGAAGAUAAGACCCCUGACAGAGACAACUGGUUAGAAGACCAGCAGAUAGAGUCCACCUCUUACAAUGAAGAGCAAGUUCAGCAUUCAGGUUGUCUUGGAGAAGAACCAGGAGAGGGUCCGCAGUGUUCAGAUAACUUGGACAAUGCGGAUGUUGUUACUUUACCCCCCAAUGGGGAUGUAACAAAAAGCUUUGAGUACUCAACAAUAUAUUUGACCUCCGUUACCACAGGGAUAAAAGAGCAAGUGAACUGUCAGGAGGAUCCAUGCCAAACCUCAACUGUUAAAAACAGUAGCAUAUCCUUUAAUAUGAUUCCUGUAAUUGAACUGGUGGCCAAUCAGACUGACCAAUUAAUUAGUGAGAAGAAUGAUGACAUGGAAAGCACUGCUGAAAAGGGCAACGCAGAAUCCAGUAAAACGGAAGUUGACAACAUUAAUAAUCUGAUCCAUAGGCAGCAGGAGGAUUUCAUAGAAGCAAAGGUUGAUGAUCAGGCAACAUACAAGUCUGUGGAAAAUACAAUGACCUCUCCCGAUGAUGAUGUAGAGCUAGUGGGUGAAGUAAAUCAGAAGGUAGAGACACCAGAUUUUGACCUUGAAGAACAGGAAUGUAUAGAAGGAGAGAUUGGGGAAACAAGGACGGUAGAGAUCAACAAGAAGGAGCAAGAUGAGAAGGAAGUGCAAAAUGGUGGGAUUAAUAUUCUAACAGUGAUGGAUGGAAGUGGACAAAGUACAGAACAGGAUUGGAAGAAGGGUGCUAAAGAUAUUACAGAGUCAAUGGGGGAGGAAGAACUCAGAGGAAGAAUUGAUCUAAAAAUGCAGAAUGAUAAGAUUGCUAAAGUUGAAAACCAGGCUGAUGAGGAUUCCCCAGAACAGGUAUCGCGGAGUGUGGAGGAGGUACCAUUGGGCCAGCAGCGAGAUGUAGAACUGGAGCAGGUGGAGAAAGCCUUUGAAAAGGAGGAAGGGAGUGAGGAUCUACCUGAUAACCCUGGAGGAGAGGUCACAUCAGACCAGAAUGAGUCCACAACAGAGCAAGCAGUUGGUUUGCAAGAACAUCCUUUACAGCUGCACAAAGAAGGAAGAACCAAUUGGGAAGAAACAUGGGGCAGAGAUGAACGCCUUGUAGAAGACGAGAAGGGAGGAGAAGCAGAAGAAGAAGCAAAAGAGUUAGAGAUGGAAGAGCCUGUGACUGUUUUAGAUGACGAGACUGAAGAGAUGGAGGCCAGUCCAUGGACGGAAGAUAAAGAUCAAAAGCCUGCGUCUCUAACACCUCCUUCUGGACACACUGUAGUAGAGACAAUGGAUCCAGAUCAUCAAGAAGAGCAGCUUGAACUUGCUCCAGAGAAAGAUGAGAAAAUUACCGAUGGAAAAGAAGAGCAACAAAAGAGUGACAAACAGAGACAGGAAAAGGUAAAGAAGGAUGAGAAGCAGAAAGAUGAAGAGUUAGAAAAGGUAGAAAAUCAGAGCGAUGAUGAGGAAAAUGAAGCGAUGGGGGAGAAACACAGAGAUGAAGAGGGAGAGGUAGAGAAAGAAGAUGGGAAACAAAGUGAUGAACAACAACAGAUAGAGAAGGACGAAAAACUAAAAGAUGAAAAAGAAGAGGUGGAGAGGGAUGAAAAACACAGGGAUGAAGAAGAACAUGGGGAAAAAGAGGAGAGCCCAAACAGUGGCAACAGAGAAGUAGAAUUAGAUAUAAAUGGAAGAUUUAAAGGACCGGAACAAGCAAUGGAGAAUGGGAUCUUGUGUCAGGAGCCACAGCCUCACAGGAUGGAAGAAUUAGGGACGGUAAGAGUGCUGCCGCCCAGAAGGAAGGAUAACGACUGGAGCAAAAAAGUGCAACCAGAGGAAGAGAGAGCCCCAGAAGUGAAACUCUGGAGGAAUGAACUGAGGCCUGUGAAAAAAGAUGUCUGGGAAUCUGAGAGGGGAAGAGUAGAGGGAGAGAAAAGUCCUCCAAGGAAGGAGGAAUGGAUAAAGGAGCUGAAGUCAGUGAUCAAACACGAUACUCGGCCCAAGAAGAGGGACGAAAAGGCAAAGGAAAAGAGAGUGGUGCUGUUGGAGGAUGGCCACUCGUACAUCCCCCAGCGGGAGGAGAUGAUCAAAGAGAAGAUGGAGGAGGUGAAACUGAUGUCCCACAGGAGAAUGGAGAGGCCUUUGGCACCUGUGCGUGGCAACAGAAACACACCUCGGGACCAGGACUACGAGAUCUCCCUGUAUGUCAAGGCGGGAAGUGACGGAGAGAGCAUUGGCAACUGUCCAUUCUCUCAGAGACUCUUUAUGAUCCUGUGGCUUAAAGGAGUCAUCUUCAACGUCACCACGGUUGACCUCAAACGGAAGCCGGCUGACCUGCAGGACCUCGCCCCUGGAACAAACCCUCCUUUUGUGACCUUCAAUGGCGAAGUCAAAGUUGACGUCAACAAGAUCGAGGAGUUCCUGGAGGAGAAACUGACCCCACCCCGCUACCCCAGACUGGCUCCCAAACAUCCUGAAGCCAACACAGCGGGAAUUGACGUGUUUGCCAAGUUCUCAGCAUACAUCAAAAAUCCGAGGAAAGACACCAACGACGCCUUAGAGAAGACCUUGCUGAAGUCUCUCCGGCGUCUUGAUGACUUCCUGAGAACUCUCCUGCCGGAGGAGAUUGAUGCUGAUGCUUCAGGGGACCUGCCUGAGUCUUCCAGGAGCUUUCUGGACGGGUCUGAGCUCACCCUGGCUGACUGCAACCUGCUGCCUAAGCUACACAUCCUGAAGGUGGUAGCCAAGAAGUACAGAGGUUUUGAAAUUCCAGCGGAGAUGACAGGGCUGUUGAGGUAUUUAAACUGCGCCUCUCAGAGGGAAGAGUUCACCAGCACCUGCCCCGCGGAGAGGGAGAUCCACUUUGCCUAUCUGGAUGUUGCGAAACAAAUCAAAUAGGCGCAAGAGUUGGAAAUGAAAAAUGGUGGUAAACCAUGAAAAAAUAUAUCAUGUGCGUCUGUAUGUAGUACAACAAGAAGACGUAGAGUAAGAAGCAUGACAAGUGAGAUGAAAUGGAAGAAGAAGUAGGAAAUGGAGAUUACUUGUGUAAUUAGAGCUCCGGGUUGUAGACUAGGCUAUGACAUAAUAAUAUAUCUAUUAACUCGUAACUUCUAACUGUAGUUUCCUCAUCCUGAUUACCUGUGUUACCUGUGUGGAGUGUGUUCUUGUCUUCAGUUUGUGUGUGUGUGUGUGUGUGUGUGUGUGCUCUCACAGGUUGGGUUGCACUGUCAUCUACUUAAUCUUUGUACCAUCCUUAUGUUGACCAACAUAAUCAUUUAACAACAAGUAAAGAGAGAGCUUGUAUAGUAAUUAUUAGUUUCACCUUUCAGAAGAUGGCCGGUCCACUUUCAUUACAAAAACAAAAUAAACAGCACAAUAAACAAAGUUUAGCUUAUCUAACGGGGUUUACUUGACCUCUCGUUUAAUAUUUUGUAUCAGAUCCUUCAAUAUAUACAUGUUGAAAUUAAAAGAACAUUACAUACACUGACACAAAAACUAAUGGUUUAUGUAGUAUAUGUUAAUUAGUGAGCUUUAGAUAUGCAGCUAAAGUUAAGCUUCAAAUUUACCGUGAAGGCAUUUCUUACACAUCUCUUGCUUGGAAAGAAAGAAAAUAAGAAUAUCUCCCCAAAUCUCUAGGUCCUGUUUCAUUCUGAGCUUUGGAGUUAAAGAUGAAGUCUCAUUACCAUGACAUAUUGACCUGUGUGUGGGAUUUGACAAACACAAUGUCAAUGCAGAAGAUUUUUCAAAGCCACUAAAGUUUUCCAUCCAGUGUUUUGCUGGUUCAUGGCCGAGGCAGCGAAAUGAUUAACCUGACACAUACACUAGGCCAAACAUGUGUGGGCUUGGACUGGACUCACACAGCUUUAUAAGACAGCAAAUAUUUGUCUCUUCUAAAUCUACAGCAAGUAUUCCUUUAGAGUCCAGUUCGUCAUCAUAGUUUAGUCCAUCAAUCGUUUUUGUGUUCCAAAUAGAGCGGCUGACGUAAGGUCUGAUUGACUGCUUGUUUCAUCUCAGAUCUUAGGAAGUGAAUCUUCCUACGAUGUUAUCAUCACUGAUAUCAUGCACAAAUUCCACGUCAGAGUACUGCAGGACCAGAGAGAGGUGCAUCAGAACCAGUCCUCAUAUAACCUCAUGACAUUGUGUCUCACUUCGGCCUACAAAUACAGUGAUACUCUCUGACGGUCGAAGAUGGAUCUGAGGUCAAAUCAAGGCACACAGGUCAAUUGUACAUUGUGCAAGCAGUUCAUUGUACUGAAUGUGUACUCUAUGCCAAUGCAAUGACACCAUGUCCUCAGGUUGUGAUCAUUGACGAUAUCCUGCCUUUGGUAUCUAAUGAUAAUAACAGAGUGUGAGCAGGACUUGGUGCUGAUUGGUUUGAGUGGCGAAGAUGACUUUGUGAUGGACUCGUUCUGAGAAUGCCGUUAUAAUCCUGUAGUCACGUACCCAGAGCAUCAAUGUUUAUGUCCCCCGAGAAUCACAUUUAUCCGUUGAAUAUAGUGCCUCGUGUCAUGGUAAUUAGCCAUUUCUAAAAACAAAACUGAUUUGAGUGUGACACAAUAAAAUGGUGUUUUUUAGUUUAAAUCAAUUUGGCAUUUUAUUAAAGGCUUUUGGGGACACAGUUCUAGUUCCCCCGAAUACAGCUAUAUUUCUUUAAAAUCAUUAGUUUGACUGGUGUGCAGAAGUGGUUUGGUGUGUUUUCUUUCAUCAAAACCACAACUUUGAUAGACAUCUUGGUGGGAGAUUGUCGGCACCAGGCCAGCUGAGACCCCAGCCUGCUGUGCUCUGGCCUUAUAUCCUCUCUGGGGAGAAUCUUUAAUAAAACUGAUUUUUAUCAAC